AUGGAUAAAAUACGAAGGGCAGAAAUACGAAAUCAGCAGGGUAAGCAAGAAACUGUCCCAGGAGCGCUCCAACUACUACAAAUGGUAGAAGAACUUGGGCAAUAUUCGAUAUUAGAAGAGUGCAUUGAAGCAAUUAAGGCUUGUCCAAGUGAACUUGACAUUCAAAAAGCCGAAAUAGAAUUGGCAAAACAAAGCAAAAUUAUACGAGACCUACAAGAGGAAAAGAGAAGACUUGAAGAGCGCCCUGAAAACGCAAACUAUUUACGAAUGGAAGUGAUUUUGAGAAAACUGGAAGAAAAAUUACAAGAAGAAGAGCGAGAAAAGCCAGAAGUUGAACAGAAAACACAAGACUACAGUACAAUAACCGAGCGGCUAAUGGAAGACAUCAGAAAAAAAUAUGAUGAGAACCUGCAAAUGAAGAAAGAUAAAGACGACAUCGCUCAACAUUUCCAUGAAAGUGUAGCACUUCUCGAAGAAAUGCGGAAAAAGCAAGCGUUUGGUUGA
Messenger RNA from Enterobius vermicularis (human pinworm), 504 nucleotides. NCBI's taxonomy places the organism in Eukaryota, Metazoa, Nematoda, Chromadorea, Rhabditida, Oxyuridae. The record is from the annotation of a GenBank genome assembly.